Molecule: messenger RNA, 1272 nt
Organism: Drosophila novamexicana
Lineage: Eukaryota; Metazoa; Arthropoda; Insecta; Diptera; Drosophilidae
Gene: Ipp
Product: inositol polyphosphate 1-phosphatase
Exons: 3
Coding region: 1-1191 (396 amino acids)
Biological process (GO): phosphatidylinositol phosphate biosynthetic process
Molecular function (GO): inositol-1,4-bisphosphate 1-phosphatase activity
Source: RefSeq, a predicted model, not a curated record
AUGGUGAUUCAAGACGUUUGCGUUAAUGAGAACAGUUCGCAGCAAGUGCAACUAGCAGACAUGGCUGAGCACAUAAAUUUGCUGCGAGUGCUAAUUAACUGUGCAGAGAAAGCGGCAAACAUUGCGCGCGUUUGUCGCUCCAAUGAUGAACUUUUGGCGCUGCUUGUCCAGGAGAAGACUGGCGCCGAGGCCAAUCAACGUUUCGAGCACGAUUUCAAGACGCUGGCUGAUGUUUUAAUACAGGAGACCAUCCGGCACGAGGUGGGCAAACUGUUCCCAGCCAUGCGCGACGCAAUAUUGGGCGAAGAAUCCACGCAUUUCACCAACAAACUGGGCCAGGAAAUUACCAUAGCUGUGGGCGACACGGAAGCCGAAACUGCCGCAUGCCUGGAGGCGGUGCUCGAUGGAAAUAAGAAGGCAGCUGAUGCGCUGGCGUCCGAGGUGCAUAGGAUCGUCGACUAUGCAGCGAACCUGGGCGACAUUCCGGAACUUCCAGCUCAGCUGGACUACAGUAACUUGGGCAUUUGGAUAGAUCCAAUUGAUGCCACUGCUGAGUACAUUUCGGGUGACAGCAUGUUCACCGACUUUCCCGGCAUCACCUCCACAGGGCUGGACUGUGUCACCGUGCUGAUUGGUGUCUAUGAGCGCGACAGCGGCACGCCUGUAAUCGGCAUAGUCUCGCAGCCUUUUGGUCAUAAGCUGGAUGAGCGCGUGUACAGUUCCUCGUUGUAUUGGGGCGUCUGUUUGCCCAGCGUACAGGCUCAUAACUGCAACUCGGACGCAGGCGGCAGUCAUGGCCAUAACAAAAUUGGCAUAUUCUCUAGUUCCGAGCAGUCCGAGAUACUUCAGCGUUUUCUCGACUUAAACUAUCAGCUGGCAUUUUCUGCGGGAGCAGGGCACAAGGCACUUAAGGUUAUCUGCAAUGAAGCGGACAUCUACUUGCUCAGCAAAGGCUCCACAUUCAGAUGGGACACCUGUGCCCCACAGGCGAUUCUGCGCGCACUAGGCGGCGAUGUGCUCGACUUUAAUGCCAGCAUCAAGCAGCAGCUGCCCAUACCCAUAAGGUAUAUUCCACCUGAGGACAUUCAAACAGAAUCCGGCUCCGAUUGGAAGCGUAAUGCGACGGGCUUGAUAGCCGUGCGAGAUAUCAGCAUUUUAAAGGAGAUCUUUAGCAAAUUCGCCGAGCACUAAAUGUGGUUUUGUUGUAUACCCUGUUUAUUAUUGCUGUUGUAGCUAAUCUGUUGUUGUUGUUUGUACCGCAUAAAAACUGAA